Seriola aureovittata is the source of this 2570-nucleotide messenger RNA. RefSeq names its product methylenetetrahydrofolate reductase (NAD(P)H) (gene mthfr). Gene Ontology annotation, molecular function: methylenetetrahydrofolate reductase [NAD(P)H] activity; FAD binding. The transcript is spliced from 12 exons. Gene Ontology annotation, cellular component: cytosol. Bases 160 to 2145 code for a protein of 661 amino acids. Gene Ontology annotation, biological process: tetrahydrofolate interconversion. The record is from RefSeq and is a predicted model, not a curated record. NCBI's taxonomy places the organism in Eukaryota, Metazoa, Chordata, Actinopteri, Carangiformes, Carangidae.
UUGAAACUAACUUCCCUGAAUCGCGGGGCCUUUUUCCUUCCCCCAAAGUUUCCCACGUUGUGGCAGUUGAUGUGUAGUCUUGGAUGGACGUAGUCUGGGAUACCUGCAGCACGAGGAGAACCGACCGGAGCAGGUGGGAGAAGCGUGUAAUUUACCAUCAUGGUGAACCAGGUGCAGCGAGGGGAAGGUAAUUGGCAGUCCUGCAAGAGCGACUCCAGUGGGGCCAGUAACAGUGGCGGGGAGAGCUCCAAGGAGAGUUCCCGGUGUUCCACGCCGGUGCUGGAUGCAGACCGGUCAGACAGGCUGCGGGACAAGAUGCGGAGGAGGAUGGAGUCUGGAGACCGCUGGUUCUCGCUGGAGUUCUUUCCUCCCCGCACAGCCAGUGGAGCUGUCAAUCUCAUCUCAAGAUUUGACCGCAUGGGCUCCGGAGGGCCCCUGUUCAUCGACAUUACCUGGCACCCAGCAGGGGACCCGGGCUCAGACAAGGAAACCUCAUCUAUGAUGAUUGCCAGCACAGCGGUCAACUAUUGUGGCCUCGAGAGCAUCCUCCACCUGACCUGCUGCAACCAGACCAAAGACAAGAUUACUGGCUACCUGGCCAAGGCAAAGCACCUGGGCCUCAAGAACAUUAUGGCGCUCAGAGGAGACCCAGUGGGGGUAGACUGGGAGGAAGAGGAGGGAGGCUUCAACUACGCCAUCGACCUUGUUAAACAUAUCCGAUCUGAGUUUGAUGACUACUUUGACAUCUGCGUAGCUGGCUACCCCACAGGUCACCCUGAGGCAGAGAGCUAUGAGCAGGAUCUGAGACACCUAAAAGAUAAGGUCGAUGCUGGAGCAGACUUUGUCAUCACACAGCUGUUCUUCAGGGCGGACACUUUCCUCAAGUUUCUGGAUGACUGCAGGGCGAUAGGUAUCACGUGUCCCAUCCUACCAGGAAUCUUCCCCAUUCAGGGUUACCAGUCCCUGCGUCAGCUCGUCAAGUUGUCAAAGCUGGAGGUACCAGAGGAGAUCACCAGAGUCAUUGAGCCUAUCAAAGACAACGAUGCUGCUAUCCGUAACUAUGGAAUCCAGCAGGCGGUGGAGAUGUGCCGUGUGCUGCUGGACAGCGGGAAGGUACCAGGCCUCCACUUCUACACACUGAACCGAGAGGUGGCCACCAUGGAGGUGCUCCGACAGCUGGGGCUGUGGACAGAAGAUCCCAGGCGGCCUCUUCCCUGGGCCGUCAGUGCCCAUCCCAAACGAAAGGUAGAAGACGUUCGACCGAUCUUCUGGGCCUCCAGACCCAAGAGUUACAUCUACAGAACCCAGGACUGGGAUGAUUUCCCCAACGGCCGAUGGGGAAACUCCUCAUCUCCAGCUUUUGGUGAGUUAAACGACUACUACCUGUUCUACUUGAAGAGCAAGUCCUCCAAAGAUGCUCUGCUGCAGAUGUGGGGGGAGGAGCUGAUGAAUGAGGAGAGUGUGUUCGAGGUCUUCACCUGCUACAUCACAGCCCAGCCGAACCGCAGUGGACACAAGGUGAUGUGUUUGCCAUGGAACGAUGAGCCUCUGGCCCCAGAGACCAACCUGCUGAAGGAUGAGCUGGAGAAGGUGAACAGACGAGGCGUCCUCACCAUCAACUCCCAGCCCAGCAUCAAUGGGAAACCCUCCGCAGACCCUGUAGUGGGCUGGGGACCCGCAGGAGGCUACGUCUUCCAGAAGGCCUACCUGGAGUUCUUCACCUCCAGUGAAAACGUCAACGCUCUCCUCAAAGUACUGAAGAAGUACGAGCCCCGUGUCAACUACCAUAUUGUUAAUGUGCAUGGCCGUAACUUGACCAAUGCCCCUGAACUGCAACCUAACGCUGUGACGUGGGGGAUCUUCCCUGGCAGGGAGAUCGUUCAGCCCACUGUAGUGGACCCGGUCAGCUUCAUGUACUGGAAGGACGAGGCCUUUGCCUUGUGGAUCGAGCAGUGGGCCAAACUCUAUGAAGACGAGUCUCCUUCACGGAUGAUAAUCAAGUAUAUCCACGACAACUACUUCCUGGUCAACCUGGUGGACAAUGACUUUCCUCUGGAGAACUGUCUGUGGCAGGUGAUUGACGACAUGUUUGAGCUGCUCGAUGCUCCUCCAGAGACGCUCAGUGACCUAACAGUGUCAGAAUAAAGUCCAGCAUUUCAAACAGGUUUUUUUUUAAGGAAAGUAACACUAAGGAACUGUCAAUAUUUUAUGCAUCAUCUAUGGAAGCUGCUAUUAGAGUAAGAAGUGUAUUUCGCAGUGUUUUCUAAAGACUUUUUAUAAAUGUUUUUUUUUUAACAUUUGAGUUAAUGGAAAAUCUGGUGGAAAAUGAAACUGUACAAGAGGAUCAGGACCAUCUGUAGCUUUAUCCUCUGCAGUUCCCUCAGCUAAUAAACUCCACUCAGACCCAGAGUUUCUUAUGGACAGAAAAACUACACGAGAAACUAAACUCCCACAUAAUGAAUUGUGAACAUGCUGUGUGCCUUUUAAAGUGUUUUUCAGUAAAUGUUUUAUUUUCAGAGGAAAAUAAAUCAAUUUGUGUAUUUGAAUAAAUUUUUUUAAAGAUAUGUACU